AUCUGUGGGUCCGCACGCGUAUUGUGUUGUCCGCUUUCGCCUCGACUGUACAUUUGACUGUACAAAUGACAGGAUUUUUUAUAUAUGCAUACAGAUGUUUGUCUAUUAAUUUAUCGGCUUAAGUGUACAUGUGCUACAAUGCUGCUCUCCAAUAUAUUUUGUUACGCUUUUCUAACUGUCACAAUAACCACCAGCUGCACUCAGGCAGACUCCAGUAGCCAAGGAUAUGAAGUAAGCGAUGAUAAAGAAAGAAAACAAAUAGUAAAACGAGACGCGCCUCUAGACCACUUUCCCUACCGACCCAUUCUCAAACAUAGACCCAAAUUUAUCUAUAAAAGAGUCUCAAACCCUAAAUACAGAAGUCCAAAACCUGCGCAUGGAGUGACUCGAACAAAACAACGAUCUGCAAAACCGAGCAGAAAAGUUAUGAGGAAAUACAGGAAGAGUGUUAAUCCUAAAUAUAGCCCGCCGAGCCAUUACAAGCGCCCACCGAAAAUUCGAUACGCAAAUCCGAGGACCCAAGACUUCAAACCGAUAUAUGGUCUAUUAAAAAGAAGUCCCGAUUUUGCAUUUACUCCUAAACCAGCGGGAUUCGGAGAACCACCAAAUGAUUACUACGUUGAGAAGAAAAAUAAAAUUAAUUAUGGAGAUCUGCCGGACGUCUAUAGAAGUCAAAUAAAAGUAGUACCAGAUGUCCCGAAAUUCGCUAGACAAAAGUUUUUAGACUCGAUCGAAGUCGACGAACAUGAUUAUCUAGACCAGAAGAAAAAGAAGAAACCGAUUUUCUUUAAAGAUUUUGACGAAAAUUUCGCAUCAUCUGAGAAUCAUCCAUUGAACCAACUACGUGGUCCUGAAUACGAUAUUAACAAAAAUGCGAAAAGAAAUUAUGGUGAUCGACCAGAUUUUCAUACGAAUCGGGUAAAAACAGUGCCAAAGGUUCCAAGCCCAUCCCAACAAAAGUUGUCCAAUCCUAUUGAUUUGGAUGAGACGGAUUAUUUAGACCACAAAUCAAAAAUUACUGAUACCAUUUACUUGAAUGAUUUCGAUGACAAUUUCAAAACGCCUGAAAAAAGUCGUCCAAAAGUACGAAGCCCCGAUUACCAGGUAUCCUUAGACAUAGAUGACGAUGAAAAUGUAUUUUCUGACGUAUACAACUCAGAGAAAACGUUAAAGAUGGAUAUGUUUAAUAAAAGGAAGAAACAGAAACGAGCUGAGAGAUUUAGGGGCCGCAGCAAGCCUGUGAAGUCAUCAUUGAUAAGAGACGAGGCAGAGGAUGACGUGAUAGUUGGUGGGAGAUAUGCGGAACCCCCGGGUAGAUACUAUGCCAAUUACAACUCCCGAAGAGAGAUGACUGAUGGUGAAAACUUUGCUCCACCCGGCGCGGUGGACCCAGAUGUUGCAUCAUCAGCGACGAUGUCACCUUACAUUAAUUAUAAGCACAGCAACUUAGCAUUUAGUCCACAAAAUCUGAAUGAUGCAUUUAGUAUAGUUGAAUAAUUAAUAAUAAAUUAGUGUAAGCCAACGUGAAUGUUAAAUUGGACUAUUGAUAACUUUAAAUCCUAAUAGAUUGGAUAUUUAAGAUAUUUAAGGACUAUUUAAUAAGGUAUUUUAAAAUAUAAGAAGUAUUACAAAGAAGCACAGGAAAGGAGUAUUCGAUAAUUUCAGUUUUUUUCCGAGAAAAUUAAGUU
Messenger RNA from Papilio machaon (common yellow swallowtail), 1688 nucleotides. RefSeq lists its product as uncharacterized. NCBI's taxonomy places the organism in Eukaryota, Metazoa, Arthropoda, Insecta, Lepidoptera, Papilionidae. The record is from RefSeq and is a predicted model, not a curated record. The coding region runs from base 85 to 1497 and encodes 470 amino acids. The transcript has 2 exons.